AUGGAAAACCGAAGCAGCAUUGUCCUCGUGGACAACACUGCCCCCACCCAACAGCCCGACGACCUCUCGCGGCGCCCAACCGCAAACGAUUCCUCAGGUAGCCUUUCGCGGCAUCUGAGUCGCGUAUCAGUGACGAAUCAGCUUGCCAAAAGGAAAUACGCCAAAUGGCAACCAGAGAGACUCGGAAUUCCGAGCAAUACCGACACUCCCGUCAGCAGGGAGUCAUCGCGAGUCCGAGGAUCAUCCGUCUCAGCGAGCAGCGUGGCCGAACAGCGAAGCGGACAAUCACCGCCGCACGACGACGCAGGCAGGGAUGUCGACUCGACGGACCAUGAGCCCCCUCGAGUCCACAGCAGACAUAAUAAUACGAAUAGUGUUCGAUCAGCUGGGUCUGCGCGGCAGCAGCAGCAACAACAACAGCUCAAUGAAACUUCCGACGAAAACAGAACGCCUGUCUCUGAGCUGGACGUUCUCUACGAGAACCAACGAGGCUGGUUCCUAUUCGGGAUUCCGCUCUACUCCCACGGCUCACUACUAAACCUCGAUCCCGGCGCCUGGAUGACUCCAGACCGGAAGGAAAGCCCCGUGGAUAUCACCAAUGCGCAAGUGCCUGAUCCCAGCUGGGAAUGGGCCUGGCGGACGUGGUACGUCGAUAUGUCCGGGGACGUGGAUGAGCAGGGCUGGCAGUACUCCCUCUCGUUUGGGUCGUCGGCAUGGCAUGGCACGCACCCGUGGUUCCAUUCGUUUGUCCGUCGCAGGCGAUGGGUUAGACUUCGGACUAAGAUCGCGGAGAAACGUCGCGUUCGGUCCGAUUUUGAGAAUGCUCAUAUGCUGACCGAGGACUACUUUACUAUCCAUUCUUCCAAAGGCCAUAGCCGUGAGCAGAGCUCUGCAAGUCUAUCCAAGCUGGCCUCGGGUUAUUUGAGUCGCGCCACUACGAAGAUGGCUGAAGAUGCCUUCCCCGAGGAGAUUGGGGACAUUCCUACCUUGAUCUACGCAUUGAAGCGGACUUCGAUCGACCGAGAGAAGAUCGAUGUCCUGAAGAAAUUUGUUCAGGAAGGAGGUGAGGAGCUGUACUAUUUGAACGACAAGAUCCCGGAGAUCAUGUCUAUGUUUUUCUUCCAAGCAUCUCGAUGGCAGUUCAUCUCGCAUCUUGUCAGCGUCAUCAAUGAGCUAUCCAAGACAGCCGCGGAUCCGGACGGAGACGGCAAGGAUGCUGAUCAGAUCAAACGCAAACAGGACAAUCUUGCCCGCGCGGCGGAGACGUGCCGGCUGCACGUCACAGGGCCGGGUGUCUUCGCCGAUGACCAGGGCGAGUCGGUGACGGGAAUGCUGGAUUUGACACCCGUGUCUCGACAUGAUACGCUGCUGUCAAAACGACCCAGGUCGCCCUCUGCUCAGCUGUCGCGCAAGGAGAAGGGGAAGAAUAUCAAGGGGAUCCCCAAGGCAGCGGAGGUUGGCCCAAAAUCCUUUGUCGGCCUCACCGCCUUCCGUUCCUUCCCGUUCCUUCAUCAUCUUGGCCGAGAAAAAUAUCUCCCGUUCUCUCUGAUCCUCAACAGCUCCGCUUUCCCUCCCUUCCCCCGCGCCUCAGAUGCUCCAGCAUCGAUCUCCAUGUUCUCGUGUGGCCGCCCGUGUCUAAGAAGGCGAGGUCUGUCUGCCCUCUUGGACACCGUCGCGGCUGGCCCCGAUGAACCUCUCCUCUUCCUCUACCCGCGCUGGGCUACGACCGCCGUGCGGCACCGAAGACCAAUCACUUCUUUGAACCCGGUCGCAGCUCCGACAAGGAACCGUCAAGCUCCCGGCUCCCUUUGCCGGCCAACUAUCGGGUCAUAUCCUGUACCGUCGCUCCGCCGGCAGAACAGCCAGCCGGUCUCGCCCAGCACCGGUGACAAUUUUCAAGAUGUCUCGGAUCCGGAUGGGCCUCCUAUUGCAGAAGGGAUUGAUCUCAGACAUCCGCGAAGAAGAGCGGCGGCGAGGACGUCAACCAAGGACUCGUUCACUCGGCACAAAUCCUCGUUCAAUGUCUUCGCCGGUAUGGAAGAUGUUGAGAACCGUGCGGUCAGGCCACCUAUAUCAUCAGGACGGAGGAAGGCUUUGAAGGUCUCGCGAUUCAAAUCCGUCAUACAAAGGUCUGCCGAGGACAAGAGUACAAUGUGGAAGCUGUCCCCCGUGGACCGAAGGAAAUUACGGAACGCAAGAUUCCUCAGAAUGCAGAAUUUCCAACGAAAUCAGAGAGACAUUACCUGGAACAGGGUGAAAAUGCUUCUGCAGUGGAUACAACAAAACUCCCGCCCAUGGAGCAGGAAAGGCGACAGGCACUUGGAGAUGCAAAUACCUGAAGAGACCGUCGCUCUGCUCUCUGGAAUGACAGACACGGCGAUGAAGGAGAAUAUUUGGUAUUGGGCGGUGCACCAUGGAUGUCGCGUGCAUAUAUUGUCCCCGAAGAUAGGUAGUGGGACACAUCGCAAGGUUAUUUUGUCAGGCUCUGAGCACGUCUUGGAGCUCGUGAGCGAGCGGAUCGAUCGCGUCCAAAGCCUCCAGGCCAGUCGAGACCCUCGAGUCGAUAUUGUCACCCCGGGAAUCCCUUUGGUUGCCUCCACGGAGGCUUUGCGGCGCAGAAAUCUGCCGGUGCCGGUACCACGUGGGGUGUGGGAUAUCAAGCGAGCGGCAAAGAAGCCGAAGUCACUGGAUAAAGUCCUGGCGGCUCGUCCAAGUCUUAGUACAGUGAGAGAGUUUACCGAGUAUAUCGAGGACCUUACGCAUGCUACGGAACCUAGUCAGAACGCCAAUCGGGACCCGAGCAUCCCAUAUCAGGAACAAAUCGCGCAGGAGAUUGUGGUACUCUUUCGGGAAGAUUCAAUUCGCAAAUGCCUCUCGACUGCCGCAUUAAACCGUGCACUGAUCUUCCUGUGUGAUCAUCAACGCCUCCGCCGCGCCCGUCUCGUGUUCUCGAUAGCAGAACAUGUUGCGACUGCAGACACGUAUAACAUUCUGUUGCGGUCAGCUGCGCAACACCAGCAUCUGCAUGUGUUCAAGUGGCUUCUUCUGUCCAUGUGGCGAGUGCACAUCCGCCCAAAUCCAGAUACAUGGCUGGCAUUACUGGAGGCCUUGGUGAAUCCUCACGAGAAGGCCGCUUUGAUGGCCCAAAUGGCCCAGUUGGGAUACUUGAAAGAUACCAGUACGAUUCGGCGUGCGCUCCAACUCACCGUCCAAAACUCACUCCUCGUGCAUUUGGAGAGCGAUCAAAGCAUUGACGUCUUCAUCAAUUCCAUGGUCACUACCCACGGCACCAACUGGUUUUCUCCAUCUCUACUGAGAGAUAUGUUCAGUGUGAUCGCCCGACUGCGAGAUUUCGACUCUGCAGAACGGUUGCUGCAGAUUUGCACUCAGCAUAAUCUCCUCGUCGACAGCUCUUCCCUCGCUGAAAUCGUGUACAUGUGCCGUCGGGACAUCUUUUCUGCCCUCUACUUCACAAAGCUAUUCUUGGAACGCCCUUCCUUCCGCAUAUCGAGCAGAACCUGGGAGCGACUGUUCCUGGUCGCCUUCAAGGGCCGCCACUACAAUAUCUGCCGAGUCCUGUGGCGAUAUGCCUGCAUGGACAAAGCCGUGUCCCACAACAUGAAACGCGCCGUCCUCAGCUCCCUCUCCCGCAAUGUGUCCAUGAAAAAGAAAGACCUGCUCACCAACUGCUUUCUCCGAAGAGCCGGCAAAGUCAUCAUCGGCGUCCCUGGAAACAACAAAAGAGCUACAUUCAAAGAAUCAACCCUUAACGACCUACCCAGCGAGUUCCAUGCCAACCCCAUCUCCUAUUUCAGGAGAGGGUUCCUGGCAGGAUGGGAAGAGCGGUCCCGCCAGCUCCGCCUCGCCAAGGCCCUCAUCGCACGCGACAUCGAUCUCGGUGCCAACCUGUACCGGCCAAAGCAGCCUCUGAAUCUCAUGCUGGAUGCUGCGGCGACUAUGGAUCGUGAAUGGCGCGAUAAACUGCACGGACUGCGUGGAUUGACAUUCCUUCUGGAUCAUGUCAUCGAGGUGCCUGUGUGGCGGUAUGGACUCACCAAGAGCAAGAGGGCCAAGAAAACUCGCCGUGAAGGAGCUCAGGCAGAGUAUCCUGUUUUGAUUACUUGA
This is a messenger RNA of Penicillium lagena, 4125 nucleotides long. RefSeq lists its product as uncharacterized. NCBI's taxonomy places the organism in Eukaryota, Fungi, Ascomycota, Eurotiomycetes, Eurotiales, Aspergillaceae. Gene Ontology annotation, molecular function: protein binding. The coding region runs from base 1 to 4125 and encodes 1374 amino acids. The transcript is spliced from 3 exons. Gene Ontology annotation, cellular component: membrane. The record is from RefSeq and is a predicted model, not a curated record.